CCAAUGCCAAUGCCAAUGCAGCUAAAGACGAGCAGGAGUAGGUGCCCUCCCCCCCCAGUCACACACCUGCCUCUCCGGGACACGCCCUGCCCGCGGCCGGGGGUGGACCCAGGCCAUGCAGGGCGCACAGGUCCGGGCUGUUCCCCCAUCCAUCCACCCAUCUGUCAAUCCAUCCAUCGUGUCCCCGCCUGGACUGCAGGUGGGGUGGUCCCCGCUCUGAGGCUUCCUGUUUCCCUGGGAACGCUGACCGAUGGUCUGGCCACCCAUCCACGGCCCCGCAGCCUGUGUCCACGCAGCGGCAGCCAUGACUGGAAGAAGCUGAUUAUGGUCCACCACUGGCCUGCGACCGUGUGCAAGAGCACUGAGCAUGGCUGCAGAGAGCCUCCGGACUACUGGACCAUCCACGGGCUGUGGGCUGACAAAGCGGACAUGUGUAACCGGUCGUGGCCCUUUAAGCUGGACGAGAUUAAGGACCUCAUGCCGGACAUGAAGAUGUACUGGCCGGACCUGCUGCACCCGUCCCCCAACAGCAGCUUCCUGUGGAAGCACGAGUGGGAGAAGCACGGGACGUGCGUGGCGCAGCUGGAGGCCCUGGGCUCGGAGAGGAAGUACUUCGGGAAGGCCCUGGACCUGUACCGGGCGCUGGCGCUCAACAGCAUGCUGCAGAAGCUGGGGGUGGUCCCGUCCGGGGGCAACUACUACCAGGUGUCAGACAUCAAGGAUGCCCUCACCGGCCUGUACGGGGUCCCACCCAAGAUCCAGUGUCUCCCGCCCGAGCAGGGCGUGGAGGUGCAGCUGCUGGGGCAGAUCGAGCUGUGCUUCACCAAGGACCUGCAGCUGCAGGGCUGCGCGGAGCCCGGGCAGCCGGGGGGCGCCGGCCUCGCCCGGGACCUGCAGGUGUGCAAGGACGGCCCCGUCUUCUACCCGCCGCCCCCCUAGCCGGCCUGAGGCGCCUGGGCCUGGCGUUGGCGUGGUGAGAGGCCCGCAGCCUGCUGUCCGGAGGCGGGAAGCGCGUGGCUGCUGUGGCUCAGCUGUUCGGUUUCGCUUUUUACUCCCGGUGGAUGGUUCCGCUCCCCGAAUAAAGCCGUUCUCUCCCUCUGGU
Pipistrellus kuhlii (Kuhl's pipistrelle) is the source of this 1102-nucleotide messenger RNA. RefSeq names its product ribonuclease T2 (gene RNASET2). The record is from RefSeq and is a predicted model, not a curated record. Gene Ontology annotation, cellular component: extracellular region. The transcript has 9 exons. Gene Ontology annotation, molecular function: ribonuclease T2 activity; RNA binding. Gene Ontology annotation, biological process: RNA catabolic process. Bases 4 to 939 code for a protein of 311 amino acids. NCBI's taxonomy places the organism in Eukaryota, Metazoa, Chordata, Mammalia, Chiroptera, Vespertilionidae.